Messenger RNA from Argiope bruennichi, 3939 nucleotides. RefSeq lists its product as uncharacterized. Lineage: Eukaryota; Metazoa; Arthropoda; Arachnida; Araneae; Araneidae. The transcript has 4 exons. The record is from RefSeq and is a predicted model, not a curated record. The coding region runs from base 43 to 1926 and encodes 627 amino acids.
UUGUCUCAGAGUUGCUUUAGAAUUUUUUUCCAAAGAUUCCACAUGAACCUACUUUUCCUAAAAUUGAUCUGUAUGUAUGUAUGUAUGUAUGGGUAUGGUUGUAAUGGCUGUUCUCAAAAGUACAAGGCAGGCUUAUGGGGAGAGCUGAUCGGGACCGGUUUGCGGCGGUGUAUGGAGGUCAGUCGGCGGCUAUUUAACCUACAUCCACUCACAGAUCCCGUUUGGACCUUCUCGGAUACGCUGGCCUUCGAAAUGCGGUUAAGGUGUUUGUUCGUGUUGGCCGUUUUAUGUGCCGGAGCGUCCGCACAGGGUUAUCAACCCCCACUUCUACUAGCAGCUCCACCCCCACCUCCUCCCCAACCCAUCGUUCAUAAUUCCUAUCAACCACCCCUGCCGCAGCCCCAGCAAGCGGCUGCUCCACCAGCCCCUUUUCAUCACUUGGAAUCAUCUGCUCCCUUGUCAAGUGCCCCAUCAGCCUUGAGUGCUGAAAGGACAUACAGUACACAUACGCAAAUUUUGGGCUCAGCCGCUGCUUCUGAAAUAGAGCCCAACAAGCUCCCUUCAGCCCAAGAAAAAGACAAUAAGAACGACGAGUACGUCGUCUACUAUUACUACUAUUAUGAUAACGACACGGCCACUACUGGCAAUCAGAGCAAUCCAAGCUUAAACUUCGAUGAUAUUCCUUCACUCGAGAACUACGACGAAAGGAAGGAGCCUGAAAACGCGCUCACUGACUCUGUCCACCCUAAGAACACUUCUCAGCCAAGGAUCGCUCCCGCUGGUGUGGACAACACAGUCAUCCGGGCGGACGCCCUGCCAUCUCAACCUGAAUUUCAACCUCCACCGCAACCCGUGAAACCUGUCUCGAAUGUUUUCCGAUAUGGCAGCAACGAAGUACCUCGCUUUCCCGUCAUCCCGAACUUUGUCCUGUCUGAGACCACUACUAUUCCCCCUACUACUACUACUGUGCCAACAGUACCUGCCUUCUCUGAUGAAAUUUUCUCGACCACUCCUGUUCCCCCAGUCAGUUUGGAUGAACCUGAAGAUGACACUCUCAACAAUGUCUUAGACAGUACUCCAGACCUGAAAGAUAUUAAGGAGGAAGAGACAACAACUACUACUACUCAGGAACCAACAACUACCACUGAAAUCCCUACAACUACGACAACAACAGAGAAGCCUCGCAGAAGACCAUCACUUGGUGGUGGUAGCCGUCGUCAAUUAACCAACAGACCUUCUUUCAGCUCCACCAGGAACCGAUCUCCAUCCCGAGGGGACAGUUCAAGUAGCUCCUCUACCACAUCUACCACCACUACUACUUCUACACCAUCCACCCGUCGAUCCUUCCAAAGCAACAAUAAUAGAUUCCGUUCUCGACCUGGUGGUUUCAGAGGCUCUUCUUCUCGCACUACUGAAGCAAGUGAGGAUAAAAGUACAACUAAGGCAGUAGAAGCCACAACCGCUUCUUCGACGACUACCACCACUCGUUCAAGAUUCGGUGGUGCCGCUACAAGAGGAAGGUUCCAAUCCAGCCGUUCCAGAGCAUCAAGUACCACCAGAGCACCAGCAUCAGCGACUUCAGCUACUCCUCGUACUACAUCUCGCACCACCAGCAGGCCGCGUCCAAAUUUGAUCACAAGAAAUCGACCAGCCCGACCAGGAUUCUUGAGACCACGUCCAGGCAGCGAACCAGAAGAGCCUUCUACCACCACCCCCGCCCCAGAAGAGGAAAUAGAAACAUCACCAGAAGCCAAUGAGCUUUCAUCAACAGCUGAAGAGGAAGUGGAGGAGACAUCCGAAGAAGAAGAGGAGGAACCUACAACGACGGAGGCCAGCCGAUUCUCCGCUCUCUUCAGACCCAGAAACAGAAGCCCCCUGGGUAACAGACCCAGGCCCCCCAUCGGUAACAGACCCGGGAGGUCUUGAAAGCCCUUUAAUAGACAAUGUAAAUUUAUGAACUAUCAGUCCAUGCAGUUAUUUUUUUUUAAAGUUUGUUUUGCAUUAAGGCACACGGUAUUUCUGAACUUCGAAGGCAAUCCGCCAAUAUGAUAGUCCAUUUCCUGUUUAUUCAGUAUCACGCAUUUAUUUACUUAUUUUACAAUCUCCUGAGGUGAAUUAUUGCACUAAUGUGCGUUUUCAAAAAUUUGUGCUUUUUUUUUCUUCCGUGAAUGACUAAAAAAAUUAUCUGGUUUAUUUUUAAUACUAUUUUAGACUCUUCAAUUAUUUUCUACAAAUUUACUAAAUCGUCAAAUAAUAAUCUAAUUGACAGUUCAAUAUUUUUACGCGUUGAAAUGCAUUCAAUAUUUUUGUACACAAUGUUGCAUUUAGGACAGGAGAAUAGAACUUAUUCUUAAAAUAUCCAUACUUCUCAAAAUAUUUUUUCAUCCGCGAAUUAAAGCAGUUACUAUAAAAAUAAAUAAUAAUUAAUUUAACUUUUAGAAGAUUUUGGUAGAUUUCCAUAAUCCUUCUUAUUAUAAAAAUUCUAUCCUUAGCGUAGAAAUAUCAAUUUGUGCCACAAGUAUUUCUUCUAAAUCAAUGUGUAUAAUGCGGUUUUUAGAAAUAAAAUAGCGCUAACCUUUCCUGGUGAAACACUAGCAUGAGCAUGGACGGAAAAUGGAAAGAGAGAAAUCAAUAAAAAGGAAUAUUCAAAAAGGAACUCGAAAGGAAAAUGUAAGCUACACUUCAUUAAAAAUUCACACCAUUUAAAUUAAACCUAAAUGUAAGCUGUUACAUUUCAAUGUAAAGAGAUGCCAUAAUGAUCGUACCAUUAGAAAAAUUAAUUCGGUGAUGUCCCUAUGCCAGAUUUCAACUUCCACUAAUCCGUCAAAAAAAAAAAAAAAAAAAAAACGGGAUCAGCAAUAAAUUUGCAACUGGAAGAUUAAAACUUCAGAUCUCAUUUCAACAUUAAUUGAAAUUGAAACAACACUGAGUAAAUCAAUUACAAAUGCAAUAUAAAAAAUGCAUCAUUUCACUUGCAUUUUCCAAUUGCAUUCAUUGCAGAAUUCAAAAACUAGAUAAGUAGGAACAAACCUUUAAUUCUCCAAAUCAUCAAGUGAAAUGCGUUGUACAUGAUGGAACAAUUUUUGUAUAAUAUGCAGACAUUUGACAAGAGCUACUCAGAACUUUAACAAAAGAAGUGAAUCAAUUUCCAAAAAAAUGUAAUGUAAAAUUUUUAUCGCCAAUUUGGAAAAAAUGGUUGAAAGUUGGAAUGUUUUAUUCUCAACGAAUAUUUGGAGUGUGAUCUUCCGUUUCAUCCCAUUAAUGUUAAAAUAAUCCUUUAUUAGAGUAUCCUUUUCAACAAAAAACUGAAAUUUAGAGAUAAACAAAAUGUCAGAUGAAAUUGUUUGAAAUUAUCAAAUAAUUUUUCCAGUGAUUUCAGGAAGUGAUCUUUUCAGUUCAAAAAAAAUCAGUUCUAUUUCUACACCGAGUCACAUCUAGAUGUGUAACAUUCACAUAAGAAUUUCUGUAUUCUUGUUUGAACCAGUAAACGAGACAACUUCAACUUCAAUGGUACCAUUAUCGGAGUACCCAUCCUUAGAGCAAAGGAAUACCUCCUUCAUGAAAGGGACUGUUAGAAACAAAGGCUUUUAAUAGAAUGACACGAGCUAAGUCAACGAGAAAUGUCUCGUUUUCUGAAAAUAUUCAUUCCGUUUCUUUUUGAAUAUUCCUCCCAUUCAAUCCCCCAGCCAUAAGAUACUGCAUCACACAAACGUCAGUUGUUAUAACAUUAACAAUAAAAUAAGAUGAAUACUCUAAUCUAUUCCAUAAUGACUUCUGAAAGUCAGCGUUCUUCUUUGUCAACGUGUUGGGGUUUGUAUUAAAAAUGCAUCAAAAUUCUUUAUUUUUUUUUCAGGAGUAGAGGCCAAUUAUAUACGUGCAUGUAUAUAUGUCUGUGAGACAUCGUAUGUAAAUAAAUUGAAUUAAAUAUAUUUCUUUAUA